AUGACUUGGGUCGCUCACAGUGCGGCGAAGAUACGGUCAACUGGCCUUCUCAAGAUGGCCUCGUCGGUCCAGUUGUACCCUAGGAAAACCGAGGCUGGAACCGCAAUCUCUAAUCCCCUCCCUCCGCUCAUCCAGACACCUUCCGGCUUGGCUAUUUUGGAGCUUCAAGGCAGCAUCAACCUUCCGCAUGCGGGUGAGGGUGGCGAGGACGCUGGUCCCCAAGAAAUAUCCGUCGGGCGCCUCGUGUUCCCGGAUUACCAUCCCGAGACCCAAGAUCCUUCCAGCACCUCAUGGAUGAAGCGGGUUCACCUCUACGUCGGCGAGCACCAGAGGCUCACUGGGGAAGUCAAGAAGCUGCCGAAGGCCAUAGCCAUCAUCAAGAAGCAAGUUCGGCCGGGAGAGGACGUGGAAAUGGCCGAUGGCAAGUCCGAGCCCACGGCUGCGGAUCUGGAGGUGGUCGAGAUUGUCAAAUACAAGCUUGUGUUUUCUCAACGGCCCGAGCCUGUGGGGACUGGGUGA
Messenger RNA from Durotheca rogersii, 519 nucleotides. RefSeq lists its product as uncharacterized. The transcript is spliced from 2 exons. Gene Ontology annotation, biological process: mitotic sister chromatid cohesion. Gene Ontology annotation, cellular component: Ctf18 RFC-like complex. NCBI's taxonomy places the organism in Eukaryota, Fungi, Ascomycota, Sordariomycetes, Xylariales, Xylariaceae. The record is from RefSeq and is a predicted model, not a curated record. Bases 1 to 519 code for a protein of 172 amino acids.